Messenger RNA from Labeo rohita (rohu), 4660 nucleotides. RefSeq names its product myotubularin-related protein 3. Gene Ontology annotation, molecular function: metal ion binding; phosphatidylinositol-3,5-bisphosphate 3-phosphatase activity; protein phosphatase binding. Lineage: Eukaryota; Metazoa; Chordata; Actinopteri; Cypriniformes; Cyprinidae. The transcript is spliced from 20 exons. Bases 274 to 3336 code for a protein of 1020 amino acids. Gene Ontology annotation, biological process: dephosphorylation; regulation of autophagy. The record is from RefSeq and is a predicted model, not a curated record.
CCGAAGUAGCCGCAGCUGAGAGGGGAGCGUCAUGGCGGUGUAGAGCGGAUUACUCUCAAUGUUUACAUUCCGUUUAGCGGCUCUUUUCUGAUUUCACUCCGAUUUUACCACAACAGCGCGCGUCUUCUGCGGCUACCGCGUGAAGCAGAGCGUUUUCUCGACACACAGACCGACUGAUCCAGAUCCAGAUCCAGAUCCAGAGCCAGAAGCAGGUCGGUCGGUGUGUUUGCCGUCUGUGGGACUGUGAUCCUCUCUGCCCGCCGUCCCGGGGUCAUGGUUGAAGAGGGGCAGCAGAGUUUGGAGGCUCAUGGGAGCCCCGUACAGGAGGACGAGCAGGUCCCGUUCCCGCUGCUGCACGGCGAGUGUGUGGAACAUGUCGGGAGAGCAGAAGAGUCUGUCAUUGCCUUAACCAGCUACCGCCUUCACAUCAAACUGCAAGACAACAUCAUCAAUGUUCCUCUGCAGCUGAUUGAAAGUGUGGAGUGUCGGGAUCUGACGCAGCUGCAUCUCACCUGUAAAGACUGUAAACUCAUCAGGUGUAACUUCCUGUCGGCGGAGCAGUGUCAGGAUUGGCUGAGGAGGAUCAGCGCAGUCGUUCGGCCGCCGGCGCGGUUGGAGGAACUCUUCGCCUUCGCCUUCCUCUCGUGUAGCGCGAGCGUGACCGCAGAAGACAGAGAGGUGCAUGAUGGGAUCUGCCGUGCAGGAGGACACCAGCAGAGGUUCAAGCGAGAGCUGGAGAGGAUGGGCUUCGAAAGCCACAGUGCCUGGAGAAUCUCCAACAUCAACAGCAACUACAGGCUUUGUGCCAGUUACCCAGAGCAAAUAAUCGUGCCUGCUGCGGUCACCGACCAGGAGCUGGAGAACGUGGCGGCGUUCAGAUCGUGGAAGAGGAUCCCGGCCGUCGUUUACAGACACCGGGGUUCGGGCGCUGUGAUUGGUCGAUGCGGUCAGCCGGAGGUCAGCUGGUGGGGUUGGCGUAAUGCUGACGAUGAGCAUUUGGUACAAGCCAUCGCUAAAGCCUGCGUCACGGAUCGCGGCGCGAGCACAGCGCAGACUAACGGCUCCUGCGUUCACAAUCACGUCAACGAUGCGCUCACCGACUCCGUUCCUCACAUGACCAAUGGGAACGUAGAGGCGGAGCCGAGUGCCACGCCCCCUCAGAAGCUGUUAAUAAUGGACGCGCGCUCGUACGCGGCCGCGGUAGCCAAUCGGGCCAAAGGAGGCGGCUGUGAGUGUCCAGAGUAUUACCCCAACUGUGAGGUGAUGUUCAUGGGAAUGGCCAACAUUCAUUCCAUCCGGAAGAGUUUCCAGUGUCUGCGGAGUCUCUGCGCUCAAGUCCCUGAUCCGGUCAACUGGCUGUCUGCGCUGGAGGGCACUAAAUGGCUGCAGCAUCUGUCUCUGCUGCUGAAGGCGUCUCUGCUGGUGGUGAACGCGGUGGAUCGGGAUCGCAGGCCUGUGCUGGUGCACUGCUCCGACGGCUGGGAUCGCACACCGCAGAUAGUGGCUCUGUCUAAACUGCUGCUGGAUCCCUUCUACAGGACCAUCCAGGGUUUUCAGGUGCUGGUGGAGACGGAUUGGUUGGAUUACGGUCAUAAGUUUGGCGACCGCUGCGGUCACGGCGAAAACGCGGAUGAUCUGAACGAACGCUGUCCCGUGUUCCUGCAGUGGCUGGACUGUGUUCAUCAGCUCCAGAGACAGUUCCCAUGCUCCUUUGAGUUCAACGAGGCCUUUCUGGUGAAGUUAGUGCAGCACACAUACUCGUGUCUGUUCGGGACGUUCCUGUGUAACAGCGUGAAGGAGCGCGAGGAGCAGCGCGUUCAGGAGAAAACGUGCUCCGUUUGGUCUCUGCUGCGGCCUGCCAACACUUCCUUCCACAACAUCCUUUACUCACCACGCUCCGAGACGGUUUUGCACCCGGUGUGUCACGUGAGGAAUCUGAUGCUGUGGAGUGCCGUCUACCUGCCUAACUCCGCCCCCUCCACGCCUUCUGAUGAGUCAUGUGUGCCACACUCCGCCCCCUUAGCCUCACCUGAGGACACACCUGUGAGCAGGUUACCAAAGACUCGGUCGUACGACGACCUGCCCACUUCCUGUGAGGGUUUGACCCCAAACCGGCGCAGCAGCGACCCAAACCUGACUGAGAAGUGGCAGGACCGCCUGCUCGCCCUGGAAAUCAGCGUGUCAAAAGAAGCCGACGGAAACGACACGCAGACGACAGAACGCGACGGUCUGGAUCAGAGACUCAGAGGCUUAAACACAAACAAUUCUGAUCAUUCAGAAAACGAGGCGGAGCUUUCCGUGACUGACAGCCAAAUGCAAAACAUCUCACAGGAAGAAAACAUGAAGCUGGAUCUUCUAAACAACACACCUGCCUUCGAUAUCCAAGAGGAAUUAGCUCAGAAUGCGAGUAACAGUGAGGACCAAACGUCGCCUGAGAAGCUUGAAGAAAAACCUGCAUCCCAGCAUCCUUUGUCCACUAAUGAAAACAGUGAAUUAUCACCAGACAGACUGCGUUUAGAUAAUGACGCCCCUUGUAACAUCACCCACGAUUCUUCAGAAUCCAGCAGCCAAUCUUCUAUGGAAAGUUCAUCCAGUCCAAACCACACAGCUCAGACUCUUAACGGCGUUUGCUCACCUUCCCAGCAUCCCGUUUGUCCCCUUCCUCCAGCGUCGGUCAAUCAGGACGGAGGCUGCCAGACGUCCGCAGCGGGAGACGCCUCUCCGACGUCACCCCACAAGCAUUCGUUAGGUGUUUCCGAGCGCUUGGCGGCGUUAGGGCACCUGGAUAAGGACGGCUUGAGUCUGCACAGCGAUGCCGUACAGGUGCGUCUGCGGCAGAUGGAGGCGGGGCAUCAGCUGCAGGUGGAGACGCUGAAGAAACAGGUGCAGGAGCUCUGGUGCCGUCUGCACGUCAACGGGAAGCUGACGUCUCUGUCAGACGGGGAGAAUAACGUGGAUUCGGGCUGUUUGCAGCGCUGCGGGAACACUGAUCUCCUGUCCGAGUCCAGCUGGGAACAGAUCGAACAGCAGGAAGCAGAGUGGUUCUCGGAUCACCCGGCGUCCCGCUGCUAUGGGUGCGAGAGGACGUUCUGGCUGGCGGCGAGGAAACAUCACUGCAGCGGCAGAGAGCCGGUUGAGGAGGCCUGGAAUUGUGGGAAUGUUUUCUGCGCCAGCUGCUGCGACCAGAAGGUGGCGGUACCGAGUCAGCAGAGUCUGCGUGAGCCGAAGCACACGUGUCAGGCGUGUUACGGUCACCUGCGGCCCUCCGCCGUCCCUCCGGCACUUCCUCCCGCAGACCUGGAGCUGGAGAAACCCAUCGCCGCCAGCUCCAACUGAGACACGCGUCCGCCCGAAUAAACGCCGUGCGAUGAAAACGAGCGUUCGGUCAUCGAUUACUCACUCACGAUGACUUACUGAGUUACUUUCCUUUGUGCAACGCACAAUGAAACAUUUAGUAUGUGGAGUUUGAUUCACGGAAGUCUUAUUAUUAUACAUUCUACGAAGUUCAAAAGAAUGUUCAAAAGCGCAGUUCCUGAAAAAUUCUUAAACAUUGUUUAAAGAACAUCUUAACUUUUCUUAAGAAGAAAAAAAAAUUCAGCAGCUGGAUUUACAAAAGUAUUCUUAGGAAAGAAGUUCAAAUGUGGAAACCCUAACAAGUGUGUAAGACUCACAAAAAUCUUCUUACAUUUCAAAUUACGUUUGUUUGUGAAGGGAAUUCACCUCCCGAUCUACAUAAAUGCGUCUUUGUUCACACAAAUCAUUCGUGAUCCAGCUUCACUUACAGCAGAAGUGACUAUAAGGGUUUUUUAUGAAUCUCUGCAAUCGCCUUUCCUAAUAAUGUGCUAGUUAGCAAGUUUAAUGGGUUAACACGGCUAAAGUAAACAGGCUCGUCACUCCACAGAGAGAAGAGAGGGGCGGGGCGAGCAGAGCUCAUUAACAUUUAAAGCAACCUCGACCAGAAUAGGAUGAUUUUUGUAGAGCUGAUUUUGACAAGGUAAAAAGGGUGUUGUUUUACACAACCAUUGAGAAUUUUUAACCAAAGUAUAUUAGAGACUUUUCAUUAAGACCCUAAAGAAUCAUAUCAACUUGUGAAAAAUGGGCAUCCGUUUAUAAAAUGUACUUAAAUGUCCUAAUUGAACUCUGGUCUAAUCCUGUCUGUGAAACCAGACCCAAUUAAGACAAAUUCCAAGACGUUUAUACAAAUCACAAAAAUCUUUUGUGAUUUUAAGACAUUUCAAAAGAUAAAUUACAAGUUUGUUUGAUUCAUGGAAAUAUACUUAAGACAUUUCUAGAGAUGAAUUCCAAAAAUGUAUGUUUCACAAAAAAAUAUGAAUGUAGUUAAGACAUUAUUUAGGAUAAAUUCCAAAAUGUUCAUAAGAUUCAUGAACAUUUUAUGAAAUUAACACAUUUCUUAAGAUAAAUCUCGAUUCAUAAACAUUCUUAAGAAAAAUUCCAAAUUUGUGUGACUGACAAAAAUAUUUAAAAAUUUAAGAUAAAUUUUAAGUCUGUGCAAUUCACAAAAAUCUUAAGACAUUUCUUAAAAUAAAUUACAAGGUAAUGUUCUUAGAAAAGUAAACAUUUCUUAGGAUUUUUGUGAAUCAUACAAAUUUAUCAUCUCUUUUCCUAAGAUGUUCGUAUUCACAAAUAAGACAUAAUAUUC